GCCGCCGCCGCUGCCGCCGCCCGUCAGCCGCCUCCCGGGGGCCGCGCCAUGGACUCCAUCCCGGGCGAAGACCCCACUUUGCCGCUGGAGGUCAACAGCGGCCUCAAUUUUUCCCGGCUUCCAGAUGUCUCUGGAGAUGAGGUUCGCAACCAAGUGGGAGGCGGUGGAGCGUUGCCUGAGGUGGCCGAAGAGACCGUUUCACCAAGCAGGGCGCGAACCAUGAAGGAUUUUGAAAAUCAAAUCACGGAGCUGCGGAAAGAGAAUUUCAACUUGAAACUUCGCAUCUAUUUCCUGGAGGACAGGAUUCAGCAGAAGUUUGAUGGUCCCCAUGAUGAUGUAUACCGGAUCAACAUCGAGCUCAAAGUCGAAUUGGAGAGUGUGAAACGAGAACUUCAGCAACGAGAGCAGUUGCUCCGGAAAGCAUCGAAAGCCGUCGAGAGCUUGGCCCAGGGUGGCGAUGCCGAAAUCCAACGUCUGAAGGAAGAUGCAGAGAAAAAAGUCCAGGAAGUAGAAGCAAGCUUGACUAGCAGGAUCCAGCUUCUAGAGGAGGACCUUCGAACCGCCCGGGAAGAAGUAGAGAAAGCGUUUGCUUUGACGGACCGCGAAAGAGUCCAGCGACUGGCUGUGGAGCAGCAGCUCUCCUUAAUCAUCACUGCGCAGGCCAAAGAUAUUGAUAUCACCGCCCUGCUGGGAGAAAAAGACAGGUGCAUAGAGCAACUGAGGCUCUCUCUGGAAAGGAAAAACGCUGCGAUCCAGCUCUUGGAGGAAGGACAGAGAAGACCUUCAGAAGAGAGCCAAGAUCCUAGUGCUGCGCUGGAUGAUGAAAAAGAGAAGGCCUUAGAGAUUCUCAGGACCGAAUUCAGCAGUGAAAAAAAAGACUUGGAAAAAAGGAUCGAGGGUCUCCAGGAGAACCUUCGUGACCGGGAAACGGAGCUUUCUGCUGAAAAGAAAAACGCAUUGAAACGUGACAAAACCAUCCAGGGUUUAACCCUUGUUUUAAAAACCAAGGAAAAUGAGAAUGGAGAACUCGCUUCUGAAAUAGAAAGCCUGAAAGCAUUGUUGGCCAAGUCUGGAGAGAUCGGUUCCCAAGCUCAGACACAGAAAUUCAAGGAAAGUGACGAAGGUUCUCAGGAGCUACUGAUGGAGAAGGAGAGCCUGCUGGCAGACCUGCGCUCGCAAAACCUGACCAAGGACACCGAGAACCGGAAGCUCCAGCGGAGGCUGAAGAGGACCGAACAAGAGCUGAGCGAGCUGCUUCUGGAGAAGGAGAAGCUGCGGAAAGACUUGGAAGAAGCUCGGUGGCAGAAAAACCAGAGCGACAAAACCAUCCACGACCUUCAGAACCAGUUGGAAAAAACUCAAAACGAGUUGGCUGAGAAGGAAAAGGCGAUCGAGCUGCAUUACGAGGUCCUCUUGAGUGACGGGGAUCAAAGGUUGGAGGACCAGAAGUUGGUCAUCGCACGCCUGACAGACGGCGCGGCUCAGAAGGAUGAGCUGCUCCAGACUCUUGAUGGGGUCAUUAGAGAAAAAGAUCUGAGGCUGCAGGAAUGGUCCACUAAGUUUCAACAUCUGGAGAAAAAUAAAGAGAACCUGGAGAGACAGAACGAAGCCUUGAUGGAAGAAAAAUGCGCAGCCCAAUCUGAGCAGCUGGUGACCAAAAUGACGCAUGAAUUAGAGAGAGCCAAAGAGUCCGAAUACGCGGAAAUGCUCGAAACUCUUCGAAAAGAGCACACCGUUUUUUCGACUUUGAUCAAGUCCCUGAAAGAUUCCGAUGGCAUAAAUAAUCUGCAGGAGGAGCUAAACACCAUCUUGUCCCUGCGGAAGCAACUCGAAGAAGGCAUCUUGGAGACCUGGAAUUUGCGGAGAACGUUGGAAGAGCAAAUCCGGGAUAACAGGAAGGAAGAAGACACCCCUUUAUCUUGGAGCAAUCAGACGUCGUACAUGAGCAUUUGCUUACGGGACCAGGAUCAUCGGUGGGACUGUCCAGUAGACCAGCUCUCUUUGGAGGAACUUAAAAAGAAGUUUGUCGAACUCCUCGGAGUGGUGAAGGAAAUGCACUGGGUCAUCCAAGAACUGAAAAAGAAGCCGUUUGACUUCUCCGCGUCAGAUCCUUCGGGAAACGAGAAGCAGAAAUCCUUAGACACAAGCGAGCUUCUUGAGCGGACGGAGGAAAGUCAGACUCUGCUGGGGGCUUCCGACGAAGAGGCGAGCGUGCCCAGCUGCGACUGUCCAGAGACCCUGAGCGAGAUCAUUCCUUUGGAUCAACCCUACAAGAUUCUGAACCCACCGGAGCUUGAAUCUGAGCCGGUUGCUGGCAAAUAUUUUGAAGGGAGCCCAGCGGUCAACAAUUGCGAUCCUCGGAAAGAGACUUCUUUGCCUGUGUGCCUUCUGAGCGAAACUGGAGAGGUGGAGUUUGGAUCUCGCAGACAAGGAGAGAGCAAAACUGCAAAUGAGCCAUUAGAUCCUCCGAAGAUUGCCGGGCGAGACAAUUUAAGCAACGAUUUGGAGAACAAAGAGGAGAAGGAUCUUAAGCAGCUGAUCAUUCAGCUGAGAGCGGAACUCGAGCAGCUUAUGCAAGCCAACGUUGCACUGAAGCAACAAGGUGAACCGCAACCCAUGCCCGGCCAUGAGGACGCCGAAACCGCAGGCCAGUUGAACCUGGAGACUGAAUUGUCAAAAGUGGAAGUGAAGGACACCGCUACCCAAACGAUGACCCGGUCAGGAGUCGCUGUGAGGCCGAAGCACGAAGGCAAAAGGACGGCGGUCUCCGAAUAUGGCGCCGCCACCCAAUCUUCUUGGUUUGACCAGGAUUGCUGGCAGAGGUACGUCUCGGCCAAGAGCGAUCCGCAGAAGGCCCUCCCUCAAGUCGGCAAAGCAAACAAAAGCAACUCCUGUUACCAGUCCAAGAAGUCGCGCUUGCCCGUUUUGCUGAAGGCCUCAAGAUCCCUGGGAAGCAUCUCCUUAAUGACCUCACUGCCCAGACCAGAUCUCCAACCUUGUGUCUUUGCCCUGGACCAAGGCCCGAAGGGAAGGCAGUUGAGAGAAGAGGCCCACCAAAGCGAGGCCGAGGGCCAUGGGUCCAUCCGGAAGGACGUACGAGAAGAAGACAAACAAGCAGAAGCAUCGGCAACCCAGCCAAAGGUCUUUGAAGCAGAUCUUAACCUGCCCAGUAUCCAAAACGCUGGCCAGAGAGACCAGGAUCACAGCAAAGCAAUCCAAUUAGAAAUAGAAAAGGAGACCCCUGAAUCCAAACGGUCCGCUUUGCCAGAGCUUCGCCCUCUGCUUGGUGUCCCCGAGAAGCAGUACGGGGACGCCGUGUCGCUGUCCUCGGGGGGCAAGAGGAGCCCUUCCCUUAAGCAGAGCGGGCUCAGUUUCGACACCUUCGACUGCGAGGCCGUGAAUGACGUCGAAGACCUGAGACGGAGAAUCAGGGAUCUGAAAUCCGUGGUGGAAAAAUACCAGCUGCUGCUGAUCCAGUUCGAUCUGGUUGAACCGUGUCCUCCCGGAGACGCUCUGGAUCCCGUCCGGAGCGACGGUGAGAGGAUGCCCUCUCCCGCGGAGUUCAAGGAAAGCGAGCCGGAGUUCGCCAGCUUCUCCAACGAAAUGGAGCCAAAGGAAGGCGUGGAGGAUUCUUCAGGAUCCGGUCCCUCGAACGACCAGACCGUCCAGAAGCUCCGAGAGCUGUUGUCAGAAAACGAAGCCGAGCUUGAGAAAGAGCAGAUGGCGAACAUGAAACUGGUAGAUGAAGUCCAUCGUCUCCACGACAAACUCAAAAGCCUGACUCCCCGGGACGAGCCGGAUUUCUCUGUCGGCCCGUCGCUUCCCGAGGAGUCCCGCCAGCGCCAGAAAAUCCACGAGACCCACAACAUUUGUGCCACUUACCGGCAACACCUGUCCAACUUGAUCCGCGCGUUUGAAGAUCUCCUGUGGGACAACGAGGUGGAUUACUACGUAGCCAAGAGCUUUCGGGAGAAGCUCAACCAAAGCGCCCAGAUCUUUGAGAGGCUGGAGCACCAAUGUCUCUACGGAGAGCCAAUAGACGACGAAAUGGCCAGGCUUUGCAAUCUUGCCCAGAGCUUGUCGGACCUUGAGAUAACCCAACACUUGCCCUCUUCAGAAGGACCCACUCCUGGAAAAGAAGAAACGGAGAGCGGAAAGGGAAAACCAACUGCUACCCCAACCAAGUUUCCACCAGAGCUGUUGAUGGAACAUCUCCAGGAAAUACGCUUGCUGAGACAGCGGCUAGAAGAUUCCAUUAAAACCAACGAGCAUCUGAGGAAGCAGCUGGAACAACAGGUCUCAGUUUCUGUCCCAGACCAAGAGUUGAGUUUCAGCACCUUGGACAGCCCCUCCCACUGCAACCUGUUGACCAACAAGGAGAUUUUCCCCAUCCCCAGUCACUGCGUCUGGGCGGACAAGAACGGCCAACAUAUCCUCGGCUUGAUCGAAGAUUACAACUGUCUCCGGAAGCAGAUCACGGAAGGGCGGAAGCAACUGGGUAAACUGGAGCUUCCCCUGAAAGAGGCAGAAGGUCUGGAUUCUGCAGUGACGGUUCCUCUGAGCAGUUUGUCUACCACCUUCAAGGCGGUCCAGCAGAACCUGGAAGAAGCUGCCCGCCUCUUGAACCUCCUCUGGAGGGUCUCCUUGCCAAUGAAAGUGGUCCAUGCUGCCGCUUACUCACUUCAGGAUGAAAGUCUGAAGUCUGAGGUCUACAAGCUCCGCCGGAAAGUGGCCGAACAGGAGAAGAAGCUCUACAGUAUGGCCAGGCGCUUGUAUUCCACCAACCAACUCAAGGAAAACAUGGAGAGGGUCAUCAUAGAUCAGUUGGCGUUAACACACAAUGUUUUAAAAAAGGCCAGAGGAAACCUUGAAGUUCAGCCGUCAGACAACAAAGCCGCCCCUUCCAGCCUCAUCAAGAAGAGGGUUUAAGCGAAGGUUUCCGGGGGUCUGCAAUAAAGACCAUUUUCCUUUGCCGAGCCGGUGCUUUCGGGUUCUUCUUUCCCUCCAAGGCCUUAAUAUUCCUUACAAUGUCCACCCUGUUACUCCGGCGUUUUCUACCCCGAUGUCUUCUGGAUAUUAUUCAGACUGCAAACACUCUCUCUUACGCCGAGGAUGGUUAAAUUUGGUACCGAUUUUUUUUUCUUCUUCUCCAGCUUUCUCUGGCUGGGCCAACCUCGGCGCUUGGCUUUGCUCCCUUGACAUGGUCAGUGGCAUGAAGACGGACCUGCUGUCAAGAAGGUCAGCGAAGGCCGAGUUAAUUUAGGCAGGCGGAAUUUUUGGAGUGUGGUCAACUGAGAGGUGGGAACGUGGGAAACUUGUGCGCAGAAUAAAAAGUCUUGCCAAUCUUUGCUUUGAAGGUCUUGGCUGAAAACAACUCGCUUGCAGGGUUCAGAUCUCUUGUCAUCCCAGCCACCCAAGAGGAUCCUGAAAUGAAAAGAAAACGGAGAUGAUGGUUUGCACAGAACUUGCUCUCCUCCCCUCCAACCCCCCCCCCACUCCAUCCCAUAAUUGCAGAAUCUUGCAUCUCUCCUUCGCAGCUCAGUAAGCUGGAGCCCCUUAAAACCACAACAAUUGGCUGCUCCCGGCUCACGUUGGCAAAGUUUCCCUGUUGAAUCUGGGGUGAAAGGAGAGAUGUGUAUUGCUUCACUGGGUUGUAGGUAGGACUUCUCUACCCCUAAACUGCAGGGGACUUUCUGCUACCUCCUUUUUUGGGCAGAGCACCUGCCUCUAAAUUCUUGCCUACUUGGACAAUGUGCAGCUGCCACUCGGAUCCCCACUGGACUGGAAAAGUAGCCAUAAAGUUGACAAGGUCCAUCUUUAAAUGUCCUCUCCAUCCCAAACGGGAGAAUAUACUCCAGUUGGGCUUUAGAUGUUGUCCUUUCUCAAAGACCUGAGCUCCCGAUAUUUUCUCCGACGACAUGGUUGAAAUUUGGAAGCUACGUUUGACCUCCCUUUUUGCCUUGUUCAAAACCCCAGGAAUCAAACUCCUCUAAAACCUGGGGCAGGAGAUCCAAAAAUUCCAGGUCCAUCUCUCUCAUGACCACCUCCCAUUGUCUUCAUGUCCACACUAAGCUGUUAAAAAAAGUGACAUAAUUCAGGGUAUGAUUUUUCACUUUAAAAAAAUUGCCAUCUUUUGUUCUAUACUAUUCCUUUCGAGCAUUCUUGCAUCUAAACCAUUCCUGUAGACUAUUUUAGAAUUUGUUGGUUUUCUGUGAUAUAUUUCUUAUUUGCUAUGGCAUCAGACUUGUAUAACUACCAUUUUAGAGAUUGUCCUGAACUUUUUUUUUAAGGUAGGAUUUAAAAGAAGUAUUUAUUUAUCGGUGUCUCGGUUGGGUGCACCAACGCUGACGGAAAACCUUGUUAGAUAGGCUUCUGUCCUAAUCAACCUGGAUGUUUCUUAGAGUCUCACCCCAA
Molecule: messenger RNA, 6414 nt
Organism: Pseudonaja textilis
Lineage: Eukaryota; Metazoa; Chordata; Lepidosauria; Squamata; Elapidae
Source: RefSeq, a predicted model, not a curated record